Molecule: messenger RNA, 2814 nt
Organism: Echinococcus granulosus
Lineage: Eukaryota; Metazoa; Platyhelminthes; Cestoda; Cyclophyllidea; Taeniidae
Product: Protein regulator of cytokinesis 1
Exons: 13
Coding region: 1-2814 (937 amino acids)
Source: RefSeq, a predicted model, not a curated record
AUGUCUGUUGGAAGUAGUGGAUUUGUUUCUUGUCCUCGGCCUUCGGUAGAUGCAUACCAAAGUUUUUCCCCCCUCAGUCGAAUUGCCUUCUCGAAGAACGAAAAAUGGAUCGAGUAUUUGUUUGCUGAUUUAAAAGAAAAGGUCAAUCAUCUCUUAAAAAUAUGGGAUGAUAUUGGUCUUGACGAAAAGCCCUACGAAGAACGCAAGUGCAUACUAAAGCGACACUUGGACAUGUUAUUAGAUAAUAUGAUAUCUGAGGAAGAAAGAUCUGUUGCUCAUCUUCAUUCAGUCGUAGACGAAAUGGAGGUGAAAGUCAGUAAGCUAAAUAGUAUUCUCGGUUUGAAGGAAAAACCACUGCAGCACAAUCUCCCUCUUAUUGUACGCGAGCGAAAUUUGGCAGAGGCUUAUAAACAUCUUUCAGUUAUGGUGUCAAGCCGGAUCGAUCGUUUCAGAUCCCUAGCAGCUGAACAUCAACGCCUCAGUAAGGCAUUGGGCAGACCUCUUAAGCAUUACACCUAUGAUUAUGCCCCUUCACCACAAUUACUCGAGGCAAUCGAACAUGAUAUUAACGAACUCCUCAUAAAGCUGGCACAGCGAUAUGCUGAAACGUGCAAUCACAAGGUAUCCAAUCAAGUCAUAGAAAGCGAUGCUACUACUGGGAAAAAUGACGACUUUACCUUGUCCUCAGGCACAUGUGACGAAAACUCAACAAAUACAAGCAUCUCAACUUUUCUGAGCUUAAAGAAGCGUGUUGCAGCUAUUAGGGAGUCCGCACAGACUGAAAGGUUGAAGGAGGCAAUCAGGUCGAACCUGCUCGAUUUACACAAACUUUUUGAUGAAUGUUUGGUAGAUCCAUGUAUACGUGAGCUUUACCCACUGGAUCCCAACGAAAGCUCGUUGGAUGAGGUGUAUCUAGAGCACCUGGAAAAUCAAAUCAAGGAUUGGCAGGACUAUCGCACCCUCCACACUGACGCGAUUGCUGCUUUCUAUUCGUGGCGCGCAUCAUUCGCUCGUCUACUUCAAGUUGAGGGACAGCUAUACGAAUCAAAACAUCUACCGACACAAAGUAAGGAUCUUUUCAAACUGGAAAGGGAAGCCACCUCAAUCAGGGAGCGGAUUCUUCCUCAACUUGAGAAGCUCUUGUUUUCAGUGGCGCACAAAAGUGAGGAUUUCAAGGUCUUUGGUCUUCCCGCCAAGGUGUACGUUGAGGAGGCGAGAAGGGAGGCUGAUCGAGCUCCACCAGGAACACAGAGGCUCAGCCCAGAAAAGCAGGCUCAACUUCUGUCGAAAUCUGUCAUGUCUCUGCGUACUUCUAACGCCACCAGAGCUGGAAAUUAUUCUCGAAAAUCUAUAUUGAAACCUAAUCAAUCGCCAAAAUCGGCUAUUUCCACAGUCCGAGCUCGUUCAGGUGGUGCAAACUUGCGACCUGGUUUUUAUUCUCGGUUUAAGAGUCCCUUCCCCGACAAAAACCAAUCAGCUUCAGCGGUUUUCAAUUCUGCUGCCCUCAUCGAUCAAAAGCCCGCCAUUCAGAAGGUUGAAUGGCCCAAACUGAGAGACGAAGUAGGCGCUUCUGGUUCUCCAAGUAUUUCAUCAAUUUCGAAGGCUGCUGCGCUAAGUCGACUUCGUGCACCGCGUGUUAUGGUGGAUUCUGCCUCAAAAAAUUCGGGUUUCUCUGCUUCUUGUGGAAGGUUAAGGCAUAUGACUCCACGGGCUGUUCGGCUACUUGCAGAGUCGCCACGUCCGAUAUCAGUGAUAGAUCUUUUCGGCUGUGGUGGCAACAAGCCUGCCCAAGCUUCGAGUGGACUGAAGACCCCAACAGGUUUAGGGGCUUCGUCGACUAAAACUACUGUGUCAUGGUUUGAUGGGAGUUCAAGCCUAGGCGAUCUGACCUCCAGUUAUUCUAGUCUUUGGGUUCAUAACAGAGACAUUAACCUUGGCACACACCAACCGGUAUCCCCUACCUCAGUAAAAAGUGACUCCAUCUUCGCGACACCCAUUGGUCGAGCCCCUACAGCUCGCAAGAAGGGUACAACCACUCCGAAGGCAUCGGCCUCUUGCAGUUAUUUGAACCGGCUAACACCACGAGCUGUCCCACUGCCUAAGGAGCCAUCCUGUCCAGUCUCAGUGGUAGAUCUUUUUAGACAUCGGCGUAGCAACGUUAAUCGUCUCACUCCAAUGGGUAACAGCGCAACGGAAAUUGAGAAUAGAAAUGCUCCAGGCCCCAAGAAUGCGGCGACCUCAGGAUGGCAGCCAAGGUCGGACAAGGCAACGACUUCGCAAGAUGCAUCAAAUGAUCGAAUGAUAACCUCAAGCCUUUCCUCCUUCUCCUCCUCUUCUGUCCUCAAGAGCAAUCAAUCGGUAUCCCCCACCUCCACUAAAGGCGAAACGAUCUUCGUUACGCCUGUCGGUCGAGCUCCUGUCGCACGCAGGCUACAAAAAAUGGACAGCCUUCAUACUACCCCAUCGACCCCAACGCCGGCUACACCAAGUCGACUUCGCACGCCGCGUGUUGUGACGAGGUUUGCAGCUGUAACUCCAACCCUGCUAACCCCCUGCAGUCGGCUGGAUCAAAUGACACCACGUGCUCUUCCACCACCUAAGGAGCCGCCACGCACGGUCUCAGUGGUCAAUUUUUUUCGCCGUGAUGGCGAACGUGAUGCGACCAAUGGUACGCCUUUAAGUAGAUGGAGAACCAGAAGGUUAAGAACCCCAAAUGAUAGUGAAAGGCCGGGGGAACUUUGCGCCCAUCUGUUCGCAGACGGUUAUCUUGAACGGAUAGGCACGUCCCAUGUGACGCUGGCGGCGAACACGUAA